This is a messenger RNA of Amyelois transitella, 4103 nucleotides long. RefSeq lists its product as uncharacterized. NCBI's taxonomy places the organism in Eukaryota, Metazoa, Arthropoda, Insecta, Lepidoptera, Pyralidae. The record is from RefSeq and is a predicted model, not a curated record. The transcript has 4 exons. Bases 899 to 3841 code for a protein of 980 amino acids.
UUUUGCGCCGUGUGGUCGUAAGCUCAUAUAUAUUGCGAUUAUUUUCGUGCAAGUGACAAGUGUGUUUAAUUUAUUGUUUAAUGUUGUGUUGUGAUAUACUUAUUGGAUAAUAUUGCAAAAGUCGUUACUACGGAUGAUAUUGAAGAUAUUAUCUACUGAAGCAACGAUUGUUUAUCUGCAAGAGGCUUUAUCCAGAAGAGAUAGUAAGAGCAAUCACUCCCUAUGACAUGAUCUAGAACACUGAAUGGAAGUAUAGUUAAAACGAGAAAACAUUGAAUGAAGAUUCCGGAUAUAACAUAACCACAAAAGUUGAUAACACUUCGAAUUACUUCGACAAAUCUACACGAGACGUUAAAAGAAAACAUUACAAGGGUAAUAAAAAUCGUAUUAGUACUCACAAGUCGUUACUUUAAAUUGGACAUAAGAGUGCCAAUUAAGAACAAUAAAUAACCCUGUUACGUGUAAAACUACCGCAGACCACUAUUAUUAAGAAAGAUCCGUACUGAUGCCAAAAGAAAGGAAAAGUGGAAUCCACAAAAGAACCAUAACAGCCAUAAAUGAGAAAUGCAAAGAUAUAAAGGCAGCCGUAGAAGUGAAAUUCUACAAAGCAUUCCACUUAAUUCAAAGUAAUAAGGAUGAAUUUCAAGAUGGUGAUAUUAACAGAGCUGCAGAUGUUAUUUUGUUAAAUGAAUAUGUAACCUUUGAAAAGGUUAAAUAAGAAAUCAUUCAACAUUAAGUUACAGAUGUAAGUUAUAAGAGAUUUUUGUUUAGUUCGUGACCGAAUAACUGUGUUAUGUCGUAAUGGAAAGUGAAUCAGAUCUAAUACAGCACAGGGAUUUGAGAAAACGUGUACGAGAAGGUUGGUCUCUCAAGCGUUAAGGUGUGUCUGGACAAAUGUAUGCUGUUGGUAGCGCUCGUGUGCUUCAAGAUGACGCGUCGAAAAAGUGUGUGUUUAAAGUGGACUUUAGUUUUAUUAGUUGUUAUAUUUUGUCCAUCAGUGUGCCCGCGACCACAAGACUCUUCUCCGUCUUUGAUAGGCAGUACAACAAUAAACAUUGACAAAGAUAAACCAACAGAAAAUCCUAUAAGGGAACUCAGCACGAGAAAUCAAGAUGGUCAAGAAAAAGCGGAACAAAAACAACCGAUCCCAGCAGAAAACCAAGCAGAAAACCAAAACUCAGGAAGAGAAGUUAAAAAUAAAGCACCCAUAAGAGAGUCGAUUAAAUUUGUAGCUAAUCAAUUGCUACAAAAGUCUUCAAAUAAUACAGAUGAAGCAUCUAUUGUGAUUGACACAAGAAUACCUCCAAAAAUAAAAAAUCAAGUGACUAACAAGCACAGUAUUAAAACAAGAAACGAUGAUGGAGAUGAACCAAUGGAAAACGGUCACGCGGGCAUCGCAGUUCCAGUUACCAUGGAAGAUUUGGAAAAAGAAAAUAAAAUAAGUGAAUCUUCAACUUCAAAUGAAGGUAUUUCUACAUGGGUUCUACUGAGUAAUCCCACCAACUUUACUGGAUCUACGGAACCUACCAAAGUUGAGUCGUCUACUAAGAAACAAAAGCCAACAACACCGAAAAAUAAACUAAAGCGGCCACAAAAUAAAAAUCCAAUUAUCAAGCGUCCGAUAAUAGGCAGCACUAAUAAGUCUGAUUUAGUUGCGGGUGGAUCAGCCAUAAAUGAAAAUGUUUACAAUAAAAUUAAAGAUACAGUUUUGUCAAACGUUCAGAAAAAUAAAGUUUCUACCACUCAACGUACAACCACCGUAAGCAGCACGUCACCGCCGACUACAACUGAAGUUCUUACGACAAAAAAAGAAGUAACAAAAGUAGUUAGCACCUCUACAUUAUCGCCUGUUGUUAAAAUCACUUCCAAACCAUCAAAAAAGAAAAAUAAAAACAAACAUAAAACAACUAGUACUACUUUAGCUCCAGUUGAAAAUGAAUCUGCCUUGCUGCCAAUGGAACCUAAAGAACAAGAAAUUGAAUUAGAAAUCAGCACUCCCGCGACUACUACAAAGAAGCCUAAACGUAGUUCAACAAGGAAGAAGAAUAAAACAAAAAAACGCAAAACGUCUAAGAAACCAGAAACUGAAGCAUCUGUUUCAGAUAAUAAAACUUCAAGCAAUAAGACAAAAUCAGCAAAGCCAGCAAAAAAACCAACAAGUAUAACAGGUCCAUUUACAACCCAAAUUUAUAAUUACCUUUCGAGAGAAGUUAUGCCUGUUGGAGUGGGAGUCAUAGGUCUUGCUAGUUUGGUUGGGCUAGCCAGUUACUUCCUAUAUCCAUUUUCAACACCCGUGCGAAGAAAUUUCGAGGUCGACAAAAAAGAUAACUUGUAUAAAAAUAAUGCUGAAGAAUAUGCAAUCGAAGGUAAUGGACAAGCUGAAGAGGACAUGCUUGGAACUGUUCUUGCUGGUAUGCCGGCACACGCAAAACAAAAAAUUAACCCAUAUGCUGGCCAAACUGUUGCACAUGGAAAUACCCGAUACACUGUUAAGAAAGAACAAGAUAUUAGAUAUCGUCACGUCGCUGCAAAUCGUGAACCAAAUUAUAAUCUACACUACCCACAGCAAAAGACCGGAAUUGCUCAUGGUGCAGUGUACUCCAAACCGGUAAAUUAUAAUCCGCUUCAGUAUGAAACUAGAAAUAUUUACACUACAGAAAGUAAAUAUACAUAUGAUAAGGGAGCCAGUGCAUAUACACCUUAUCCUGCUGUCGAGCCUAUUUAUGCAGCACCUCAAACUGGUCCAUCAGCUGGAUCUAGCUAUGGAAGCGACGCAUCCAAUUCUGUGGUAUACGGAGUUAAACCUAAUUCUGACACUGAUUUUAGACCAGUGUAUCCUUUUGAGGGACAUAUUUAUAGUGAAACGACUAGUAACCCAGCGACUUACUCUCCAACAUCUAUGUACUUGGGCUCAAAUGAUGACUCCGAUGAUACAGAGAACAGUAAAUAUGAGGAAAAUGAAAGCAAUGGUGAGGAGGUUGAUAAUAAAUUUGUAGUUGGUAAUGUACCAAAAGAAUUAUCGGAUUCUGCUACUCCGGCCGUUGUUCCAGAACAUGGACCUAGAAAAUUAAGGAGAAGACGACAUGCUAUCAAUAAAAGAAGUGUUCGGGGUAAUAUUGAAGAAAUCUUAAAUGAUGCUAAAAACAGGAAAGAUAUUUUUAUUAGUAAUGAAAUAGACGAUUCUUUUGGUUAUGUAAAGCAUAUAUCAUCAUUAACCAAUGAAGUCUCAGCAAAUAAUGAAAUGACAGUACAACCUGAAUCUAAAGAUUUUUACACAAUAUACGCAGAACCAGCUAAUCCGUCAGUAGAUCAGAAGACAACAUCUACAGAUGUACCUAGCACGUUUAAAAAUGACGUUGUUGAAAGCGUGUCUACAGUUCCAAUAAAUAAUUAUCAAGAAAAAUCAACAACUGAGGCUACCAUGACUAAUGUCCAAGACGUAACAACAAAAGCUUUUAAAGUUUACGAAGUGUUCUCAACUAAAACCGAUGAACAAAGCAGUCCUAUAGUGAAAGACAUCACAGCACCGCAAGAAACAACAUCAGUUAAAAACAUGAUGACAGAAACGACUACGGAAUUAAAAUCAGAAACAACAUCAACAAUGCCUCCGUCUGUUUCAGCUGUUUCGGAACAAAAUCCACCAAAAAGUACAACGAAUUUUAUUGACACAUCAGACGUAGUAACAUAUCCCCCGCCUAAUUCAGAAAAUGGAUUCUUUUCUUUGUUAAAACGUUUCUUGGAAUUUAAAUACAGGCUUGGAUUGAGCAUACUUCAAACGACUUCAGAUAAUUUGAAAAGGUAUUUAGAAGGUACGGUACACAAUGUAGCUAAGGCAUCUUAGAAUAUAAAAACAUAUUUUUUUAACUAUUAAGAUACUCACCGAAAAAAUAUUUAAUUUCUUAAGUAUUUUGGUAUUGUAAGACUUCCAUUUUGAUUAUGUUGCAUCAAAAUUUGAAUAAACAGGGAUUAUAAGAAUAAAACUGUUGAUAAACAUUAUUUUUGGAGCUAUUUUAUAUUUUCAGAAUGUUAGCCUCGUUGACAUGAGGAAAGCCUACUGAAUUUAUAUUGUGAUAAAGUUGUAUUUUUUUUCUAAAACAUAGGUC